Penicillium atrosanguineum is the source of this 1026-nucleotide messenger RNA. Its product is annotated as FPP/GGPP synthase family protein. The coding region runs from base 1 to 1026 and encodes 341 amino acids. The record is from RefSeq and is a predicted model, not a curated record. The transcript has 3 exons. Gene Ontology annotation, cellular component: cytoplasm. NCBI's taxonomy places the organism in Eukaryota, Fungi, Ascomycota, Eurotiomycetes, Eurotiales, Aspergillaceae. Gene Ontology annotation, biological process: trans, trans-farnesyl diphosphate biosynthetic process. Gene Ontology annotation, molecular function: dimethylallyltranstransferase activity; (2E,6E)-farnesyl diphosphate synthase activity.
AUGACAAAAAUUGCGCGCCCUGAUUUUGAUGCCACUUUGGCGUCCCUCUCUCAAACCCUUGUCGAUAAAUUCCACGGUAUAGGGUUCCCUGCUGAUGCUAUCGAGAUGUACAGAAGGUGUCUUCUGCUCAACACACAAGGCGGGAAGCUUUAUCGUUGUUGGACAGUUCUCGAUACCGCGCAGGCCCUCAAGGAUGACGCCUUGACCGCAGAACAAACACAAGAUCUGAUGAUUCUUGGAUGGCUGGUCGAGAUACAGAACGCGGGCUACCUAAUCUGGGAUGACAUUAUGGACGGUUCAGAGACUCGCCGUGGACAACCCUGCUGGUAUCGCCGCGAAGAAAUUGGGCUCAUGUCUAUUAAUGACGGCUGCCUCCUUGCAUCGACCGUAUUCAUCGUCUUAAAAACUCAUUUUAAAGAUCACCCGGCGUAUCACGAUCUCGUCGAAGUCUUCCGAGAAACUGCGCUUCAGAUUGAGUUCGGACAGUCAUAUGACCUCCUCACAGCCUCCCGUCAUUACGGAGGACUUAGCCAGUUUACCAAAGAGAAGUACGAGUUCAUCAUCGAGCGAAAAACUGUAUACUACACUUCGUACACCCCGAUGUCGUUGCCCCUUGUGUAUCUUCAGCUUGCCACGCCAAAGAAUUUGAAAGAGGUACGCAAUGACUACUUGGAUGUCUAUGGUGAUCCUAAGGUUACGGGCAAAGCUGGUAGCGAUAUUCAGGAGAAUAAGUUAACUUGGCUCAUCAUCGAGGCCCUUGAUCGGUGUAACGAGAAGCAGAGAAUGGUCCUGGAGGAGUUCUAUGGAAGCCAAGAUGACCAGGAGGUUGCCAAGGUGCUCGCUAUUUUUGAUGAACUCAACCUGAAAGAUUUGUUCGAGGAAUGGAAGGACGAAAAAAUUGCUACUACAAGAAAGAUGAUCGAAAAUGUCGACGAGUCAGAGGGAUUGAAUAAAGAAGUCUUCAAUGUAUUUUUGGCCAAACUUGAUGGAGACGCUAUGAGAAAGGUCGGCGUUGCAGUUGUCUAA